GAAAAAGAUAAUAAAGUUGACUUUUCGGAUUUGCCAAGUUGUUUACGAUUAUUUUGUUUGUGAAUAGUAAUACUGAAAUAAAUAAAAAAUAUGGCCAGCAGACCGGAAGACCAUCGAAGAAAAUGGGACAAGGAGGAAUACGAACGACUGGCAGAAGAAAGAUUGCAGGAGGAACGAGGCAAAGAUGACGAAGAUCCUAAGAAGAAGGGGCCCCCCGUCAAACGGGAACUCUUGAAAAUUCGAGAAUACAAAGUGGAUCUCGAUUCGAAACUCGGCAAGAGUAUCGUAAUAAAUAAGAAUACCCCAACAUCCCAGUCCGGAGGCUACUACUGCAAUGUUUGUGAUUGUGUAGUGAAAGAUUCGAUAAAUUUUCUUGACCACAUCAACGGCAAGAAGCACCAGCGCAAUUUGGGGAUGUCGAUGAAAGUCGAAAGGAGCUCCUUAGACUCCGUGAAGAAAAGGAUCGAAGCAAACAAAAAGAAACUAGAAGAAAAAAAGAAAGAUUACGAUUUGGCAUCGCGGUUGCAGGAGUUGGCAGAGGAGGAAGAGAAGUUGAAAGAAUACAAAAAAGACAAGAGGAAGGAGAAAAGGAAAGCUGAGGAAAUGGCCGAGGAGCAGGAGCCCCCAAAUGAACUGGCUAAGAUAAUGGGGUUUUCGGGAUUUGGUUCAUCUAAAAAAGGCAAAUAAAGGAGUUUUCGAUGAAUGGAUGUUUUUAAUUUACAAACAAAUAGUAAUUUAUAUAAGUGAUUAAAAUAUUGUACAUUAA
Molecule: messenger RNA, 766 nt
Organism: Leptinotarsa decemlineata (Colorado potato beetle)
Lineage: Eukaryota; Metazoa; Arthropoda; Insecta; Coleoptera; Chrysomelidae
Product: zinc finger matrin-type protein 2
Biological process (GO): mRNA splicing, via spliceosome
Cellular component (GO): spliceosomal complex; U4/U6 x U5 tri-snRNP complex
Molecular function (GO): zinc ion binding; nucleic acid binding
Source: RefSeq, a predicted model, not a curated record